This is a messenger RNA of Bombyx mori (domestic silkworm), 2013 nucleotides long. It is a transcript of the gene mid, whose product is annotated as T-box transcription factor TBX20. Gene Ontology annotation, cellular component: nucleus. NCBI's taxonomy places the organism in Eukaryota, Metazoa, Arthropoda, Insecta, Lepidoptera, Bombycidae. The transcript has 6 exons. The record is from RefSeq and is a predicted model, not a curated record. Gene Ontology annotation, biological process: cell fate specification; positive regulation of DNA-templated transcription; regulation of transcription by RNA polymerase II. Bases 302 to 1600 code for a protein of 432 amino acids. Gene Ontology annotation, molecular function: RNA polymerase II cis-regulatory region sequence-specific DNA binding; DNA-binding transcription factor activity, RNA polymerase II-specific.
UCAGUCCGCGCUCGGCUGCCGUACCGCUUGCUUACCGUAACCACACCACACAUCCUCGCGCGAACCUUUCAUCUGAGCGACGGCUGCAAAAUGUUCACUUUUCAUUCUUAGUCGUGCCACAGUGAAUUUCCCAAAUUAGUAUUGAUUUAGAAACACUAAAAUGUCAUAGCCGCCUCGGUGUUUUCGUAUGUCGUAACUUAAAAAAAAAACAAAAUAUGAUUAAAACAAUACGAUGUCACGGACGUUGUUGGUGUGAUGGUUAGCGGGGAAAUGAAGUGCAUAGGACUCUAAGAGGUGUUUGAUGGAUGUGGAAAACGCCGAGUGCUGGAAGUCGGGAGGAGACAGGAUGGUGGCAGAAGAGGGAAAGACAAGAGCUACAGACUUUUCGAUCGCGGCCAUCAUGGCUCGCAGCGCGGUAGAACGGCGCAGUCCGGACGCGCGUUCCCCGCCACACACAGCUUGUUUGAUAUCACCAGGGUUAGGAUCUCGGCAGAGUUCGCCCGCGUCAUUGAGCUCUCCCGCGUCGAGCUGCAGGUCGCCCAUACCUGACGAGGACGUCGAGGUGGACGUGGAACAGUGUUCGGAUGGCGAGAGAGACGCGUCUGAUCACGCCGCACCCUCACCCGCCCCAUCUUCAGAAUUAGGCGAACGUGAUACCCCCUCACCGGCCAGACCGCUUCCUCCAGCCACAUCUUGCAAUUGCGAAGAACUUCUGUCCGUGGACUGUCAACUGGAGACCAAAGAGCUUUGGGACAAAUUUCAUGACCUCGGUACAGAAAUGAUCAUCACUAAAACUGGCAGGCGAAUGUUUCCGACGGUGCGCGUGUCGUUCGCCGGCUGCCGGGCGGAGGCGCGGUACGGCGUGCUGCUGGACGUGGUGCCGGUGGACGGCAAGCGCUACCGGUACGCGUACCACCGCUCCUCGUGGCUCGUCGCCGGCAAGGCGGACCCGCCAGCGCCCGCGCGGCUCUACCCGCAUCCCGACUCGCCCUUCUCCGGCGACCAGCUCCGCAAGCAGGUCGUCUCCUUCGAGAAAGUAAAACUCACCAACAACGAAAUGGACAAAAACGGACAGAUCGUGUUAAACUCCAUGCAUCGAUACCAGCCGAGGAUCCACCUCGUCAAACUUCGAGAAGGCGGCGGACCUAUUACCGAUCUGGCGCGCGAACAACACCGCACCUUCGUGUUUCCGGAGACGGUGUUCACCGCUGUCACGGCCUACCAGAACCAAUUGAUUACCAAACUGAAGAUAGACUCCAAUCCUUUCGCGAAAGGCUUCAGAGACUCUUCGCGACUUACGGAUUUUGAUAGAGAUCCUAUGGAGUUAAUGCUGAUGGAACAGCAGUUACUUCGGACGCCGCUGCGGCUGUACGCCGGGGCGGGUCCCGGAGACGAGGAGGCAGAGAAGCGCGCCGCGUGGGCCCGCACUCCUCCCGCGCUACAGCUGUUGGCGUUGGGAGGACGCGCGUGGUCAGGCUGGCCGCAGCCGCUUGCCGUGCCGCCGGACCUGUGGCUGCAGAAGCCCCCCGCGCUCCGCUACUGCCCCUACCCCGCCCCCUCCCGGUCCGACCAUCCACCAUCUCCGAGACACCCCAUGUGAACUCUUGACGUGUUCUCUGUGAAAUGCAAUAUGGAAGGUCUACGGAGCCCGCGGUAUUCGAAUGUAGUGCCGUGACGUCAGUAGCUCGGACAUCGUCGAAGACUACAUUUUAUUCAUGACGUCAUUGAUGACGUAGCGGUACCUAGGAAAUUGUAUGUAUAACUUUAGGCGUUGUCUAUAGUAUUAACUAAUUUACAUGGUUCCUACCACAAAUUGAGUAAAUGAUUCCAACUUCUUAAUGUAAACUAAUGUAGGUAUAUAAAAAUAGUUACCUGCUGAUUAGUUGGUUCGGUUCUUAGAUUUAUGUAUUUUCGUGUAUUUUGUAAAUGACCUGUCUAUUUAAUUGUUUACUGUAUAUUCCAUGUCUGAUACCAAAGAAGUCUGAAUUGCUUAAACUGUUCAAUAAAUAAAAA